Messenger RNA from Babesia bigemina, 2394 nucleotides. RefSeq lists its product as hypothetical. The transcript has a single exon. The record is from RefSeq and is a predicted model, not a curated record. The coding region runs from base 1 to 2394 and encodes 797 amino acids. NCBI's taxonomy places the organism in Eukaryota, Apicomplexa, Aconoidasida, Piroplasmida, Babesiidae.
AUGGAUUGGCAUAUGCUUACGGCAUCAGCGUCAGCGCUGGCGCCGCUCGAUGCUGGCAUACAGCAUACGUCGGUGGUCAACAUCUUCAAGCUAUCCAAGGAGUGGGCCAACGCAGCAGGGGCUGACGAAGCUUUUGCCCCUGAGUCGGCUGGACAACCGUCUGGAAGGCAUGAUAAGGAGAAAACUGGUUACGUAGUCGACUUGGAUGACGGCAUUGUCGAUGAGGAAGGCACACAAUGGUGCGACAAGGACCUGCAGCUGUGGGAGCGUGACAAGGCGGCUGUCGUUGAAAGCCUGAUGAACCGACUGCGCUCAUCGGGGAGCAGCGCAAGGAUUCGCGACAAGCACGACAGAAAUGGGGAGACUCCUGCGCAGAGCAAAGCAGAGCCGGCACGCGAGGCCCCGGAUAUCGUCAUGUCGCACGAACUUGAAAUGCUGCUGAGCUGGCUCGAUCGCCACGCGCACAACACCGCAAGCAUAUCCGAGGAGGCUAGGCGUAUAUUUGUGGACAACAUGAUUCCGCUGCUCCGCAAAUGCGACGCAAAUGCGCACAACUUCAUCUCAUUCAUGCUCGACAUCGCACGCCUGGGGGACGGCAAGAAGCCGGACUUCAUGAAAUCGUAUCUAAGAGUGGCACUCAAGCACCUGCAGAAGCAUGCGUGGGGGAGUUUGCACCUUGCAAUCCUCAACACCAAGGGGAUUUUCAUGGACGCCCUGAUCGCAGCGCCGCACCAGAAGCCCCAGGAGAUACUCAAGAUGUGCGUGGAGUGCGCCCAGCUCAUAUUCCCCAGCCAGACUGCUCAUAUAAGCUCCGGAGCAAAGCCGCAGAAUAGUGAGUACUACUUCUUUAUCGCAUACCUGCUAUUCCGCGCUGGCUCCGAGGAGGGGUUGCGCAUUUUGAUCGGCAAAAAUGGCCGCUACGAGCUACCUCCCGGGAUGGAAUCCGAGCGGUACCCUCCAAUGUACACAGACAUCUGCCAGUUGCUGAUUGGCGUGAUGCAGGACAAGGAACCGGAUGCCAACAAGCAGGUGCUGCUCGGCAAGUUCACAGCGGAGUAUUUCCCAACGAAACAGGCCAACAGCAUCACUCUAUUGGGGAAGGGAAGCAACUUCUAUGCACUGUUGCUGCUCAGCAUUAUCUAUCCGGACUACUACUUGCCCUGUGAUGCGGAUUCGUUGCACACUAAGGAGGACUAUCUUUGGUACCAGAUUCACAUCAUCUUGGCCGGGUCGUCCACGUCCCUCAGCAUGUCGGCUGCGACGCUGUGUCACAAUUUGACGCAGGAGGUCAACACCAUCAAGGCGACCGACGCGAAUGUUGUUGAACGCGUAUUUACGUAUGCGUAUUCCCUGGCGCUGGUGGGAGGGGUGAUGGAGGCGCUCCGCCUGCUGAUGUCCGCAGUGCACGACCCUAACGUCCAAGCAGUGGCCCUGGUGUUUUUGGUGUAUUUCGAGAACACCGGGCUGCUCGGCGCGGAUGAUCUCAGGUACAUCGCAAGCGCACUCUGGAACAUGGAGGAGGGUACGGGGAAGUUGGAGGAGGUGCCGUAUCUCACCCAACUCGCAUUCAGCAGGAAGAGAAACGUGUCGCCGGAGCUCAAGAUACUCAUUGCCACCAUACUGCCACAGCAGAAGGCUACUGCUUGCAUGAAGUACGUAGUGUCGGAGAACUUUAACGACGCAGUUAACACGUGCUUUAUCGGUACCGCUACCACGCGCAACGGAAUGUUGGUGAUCGGGCCCCUGUUGCAGAAGCUCAUCAAGCUCGCCACAAGACGUAGCGCGGCGAAGCUUGCAAUCCAGUUGAUGGCGCAGUACUCCGCGCAUGUAGGGCUUUGGGCAGCGGCGUUCAAGUGCUUCUACUGCACUCAAGACGUGGAAAAUUGUGUCUCAGUGCUGGAAGCCUGCUGCUGCUACCUCUACGACAACGCGGAGCAGUCGGGUGCCACUGCCGUUACUGGCGACGACCUCUGUGUCUACUUCUCCCUCGUUAAGAGUCUGGCGCCUGGAAACAAGCGUUUGGCCGAGCUCAGCAGUCUCUUCGACUGCAUUAACGUUUCAGUGCUAGUUAAAAAAGGCGACUACGCCGGGGCCGUCAUGGACGCCAGGCGCAAUCACAUCUUUGACAGCGUCGCACAUGUCUUGCGCAACGAGUCGCACCAGAUAUACUUCAACGCGCUUGUGGACUACAUCAGGGCGCUCAAGCACAUGGUUGAAAAUGGCCACCAACCGGGAACUCUUCUGACACAACCUGAGGCACACAACCUGGUGGACCUCUUGGAGUCGGCCUACCAAAACUGCAACGCCGACAAAAAUCGCACGGUGGACGCUAUACAUAUGCUCAUGACCUUCAUCACCAUAGUUCCACCGAAGCCUGGGCAGGACUUCGCAUAA